AUGAUACAAAUAUUCGCCAUAAUUUUUUGCACUUUGGAGUUUAUUCGACUUUGUACGGGACAAGAUGCCAAUAUUGUGUUGGAUCAAGGAACGAUUGUUGGGUUAAAAAUCUUCCCCGAAACAUCCCGAACUGCCGUUUACACUUACCUCGGAAUCCCUUACGCUAAACCGCCCGUUGGCAAUUUACGUUUUACUCCUCCGCAACCGCAUCCUGGCUGGAACAGAACCCUCAUGACCCGAAGUUUCAAACCACUUUGCCCGCAACUCGACAACAACAUCUACGAAGAAGUCGAGAACGGCUUCAAUAACUUCAACAACAAAAUCACGAACGAAGAUUGUCUCUUUUUGAACAUUUGGACACCUGAAACAGCCUUUCGUUACGGCAAUUUUCCCGUUGUCGUGAUGAUAACUGGCGAAGACAUGUCCUUCGAUUGGCUAAUUAACCGCCCUGCUGGUUUAGAUCUCGCCAGUGAAGGAGUCAUCGUUGUCACCGUUCAAUAUCGCACGAAUGUCUUCGGAUGGUUAACCUUAGAAAAUGAAGAUGCUCCAGGAAAUCUUGGAUUAUUAGAUCAAAAUUUGGCUUUAAAUUGGGUUAAAAGCAACAUUCACAAGUUCGGCGGUGACGCGAGUAAAGUUACGUUACUCGGACAUGGAUCGGGCGCUACUUACGCUACUCUUCAUUUAAUGAGUUCUCGUGCCAGGACCUUAUUCGAUCAAGUAAUUCUGAUGUCCGGAAGUGUUUUUAACAAAUUUUACGAUUUUACGCGUGAAAAUGGUCCGUCGCCAUCGGAAAAAGCGAUUCAAAUAUUAGCUUGUGAUGCCCCGGAGAAAAGUUACAUUUUGAAAUGCCUUCAGGAAAAAAGUGUUUCCGACAUAACUCGAGCUUUUGACAAUAUUUACAAAAACGGGAACUUUACAUCGCUUUUUGGGCCAAUAAUUGAUCAGGAUUUCAUGCCACGCUCGAAGGUCUACAUCCGAGAUGACCCCCGAAAAUUACUUCAAACCGGAAAUUUCGACGAAAUUCCCAUCAUGUUGGGUCUAAAUAGCAACGAAGGAGCUUUUAUCCACGAACAAUGGGUUGAUUUCGCGAAACAAGGCUUUCGUAGCCUUAAAAGACACAUUGAUCGAGUCAUUUUGCCUCAUACACAAUAUCACUACGGAUUGACUGGAAUGGGUCAGAAACAGAUAACCGAAGCAAUUAAUUGGAAAUAUUUCGAUCAAAUCCCGAAAGCACCCGCGCAUCUCCUGAACGCCUUGCAAAAACUCGUUUCUGAGACCAAAUAUGAAGUUCCCUUCUACGAAACGAUCGAAAUUCUGUCAAAAACGAAGCUUUUAACUCUCACAAACGAAGUUAAACCUGAAAAUUCAACAAUUUUUCCGAUCACAAGCCCUGAACUCGCCGGUCCGACACGCGAAAAGACCAAUUUCUUCGUCUAUCUGUUCCAACAAUCCAACACGAUGGACAUGCGCGGCAAGGUAAAUCACUUUGGCGGCGCCUCACACAGCUCAGACUUGCCAUAUUUGCUCGGGCCAAGCCUUUAUCAGCAAAUAGGUCGUAAAAAAAUGACAAGUAUCGAAGAAAAGCUUUGUCGGAAGAUGAAAUCGCUCUUUGCGGACUUUAUUAAAACGGGAAAUCCCACUCCAGGUCGCUUGUACGAUGCUUGGCAUCCGUUCACGUUCAGCCAUAAAUACAUCAAAAUCCUUUCCUCGAAGCCAGAAUCGCUUUUUAAUAAAUUUGGGGCACCAACCAGUGGGCAACAGGACUCGGAAGAGAUGAAUUUCCACGAAAUUGAGGCUUUAUUGCAUCCCAGCACGGAUGACGUUCAAAUCGUAACCAGCGAUGUCACCGCAAGUCGCAAUCCCUACGUCUUGGGAACUGAAAGAGAAGUCGAUCAAACAGCGAGGCAGAGUAAAAGUUCCCCGAAUUUCGUCGAAACGAUGCGAGAUUCCGAAUAUUAUUAUUAUUUGAAGAAAGUUUACGCGUUUUGGAGUAAUUUUCUGCCGAAAUUAGCUCUUAUGCUUGAACAAGAUCGCGAUUAUCGGCGUGAUAUUGAUGCCGAACAAGAAAGAUUGCUCGAAAAUACGUCACCAAAGUACAAACACGCAUUUUUCUCGAUGCUAACACUCGUCUGUCUCCUACUGGCGAUCUUGUGUGUUUGCGUUUACAUCCUCAAGAAGAACGAUGCGGGCUUUAAUAACAGCAUUUUAUGA
This is a messenger RNA of Culicoides brevitarsis, 2211 nucleotides long. RefSeq names its product pyrethroid hydrolase Ces2a. Lineage: Eukaryota; Metazoa; Arthropoda; Insecta; Diptera; Ceratopogonidae. The transcript is spliced from 2 exons. Bases 1 to 2211 code for a protein of 736 amino acids. The record is from RefSeq and is a predicted model, not a curated record.